AUGCAGCGGGGCAACGCGCCCGCCUUCGGGACGCCGUCGCCGGUGAUUGGCCCGGCGGUCGCCGUCCAGGCGCAAGCGCCGGGCGUGAUUGCGCCCCUGUCCGUGCCCGUCGGGAUGGCGACGCCCCUGGAGCUCAGCCAAGGUGGGCAGUCGGGAUCGCAGUUGCAAUUGCAAUCGCCACAGGCGUGGCUGCGUUCGCCCCAGGCUUCCGGAGGUCGGCCGUGUGCAUACUCUUCGGCGGCACGCUCGGCGCAGCAGCUGCAGAUUCUGGGCCAAGGGCGAGGUGCUGCGGGGCAUGGGGGUCAGCAUGCCGCGCAGUGGGGGUCGCAGGCACCCGUGGUUGGGACUGUGGGUGGUGGCAUGGGCCACGCUGCAGAUGUGGAGUUUGAUUUUCCAAGGGGAGGUGGGACGGAGGGUGGCAGGGGGCUACAAUUUCACGCCGUGGCCGCCGAGACGGGGGUCCGGGACGGCGAUUUGGGGGAUGCAGGGGAGGAGUUUGGUGUGGGCGGGGAGCCGGGCGUCAGCGAGGGGCCUGGGGCAUUCUUCCCGGUGGCAGGGCCCUUGGAGGGGGAUGGUGGGGCGGCUGGGGGCCAGCGGGCGGGCGCGGGGGACUCGGGGGAGGCCUGGGCGGAUGGCGCGGCGAAGAGGAGCAAAGGACGUCUGCAUGAAGAGAUUGUGGCCUUUGCACAGCAGUGCUUCCCUUCCAGGGAAGAACUGCAAUUGAUGCAAUUGAUGGAACAAGGGUUGGGGCAAGUGGAGCAAGCUACAUUGGAGGUGUUUCCAAAUUCAAAGACCAUUCUGUUUGGUUCACAGGCCAGUUCUCUGUCGUUACCUGGCAGCGACAUGGACGUUGUUAUCCUGGGGGCUGGCAGGGACAUCUGCGCUCCUGCGGAGUCCUUCACCACUGUUGAAAAGAAUGCUGUUGUCCAGAAGCUCGGUAUGCUGCUGGAGAACUUGAAACGGCGUGGGCUGGUGGCGGGCCGUGGACGCGUGCUGGCUAGUGCAAAGGUGCCCAUCGUGAAGGUGCUGAUGCGCCUGGGGUCCAAGGCGCUGAGUGUGGACAUCUCUAUGGGUGUCAAGAAUGGUGCCGCAGCUGUGGAGCUGAUCCAGAGCUACGUGAUGGGCAUGCCCACUGUUCGGCCCCUGGUGGUUGUCCUGAAGGCCAUUCUCAAAGAGCGCAACCUCAAUGAAGUGUACUCUGGGGGCAUCUCCAGCUACGUGUUGUUCAACAUGGUGGUAUCACACCUGGUGAGUGAAGGUCACCAAUCCAACCUCAGCAAUGCCCCCCUCCUGUCAUCGGUGGCCAGGCAGAUAGAUUUCCUGCAAAAGGGGUUGAGGGAAGUUGAGCACGAUCUUGGCCGGCUGCUUGUGCGAUUUCUGAAAAGGUUUGGCAAUUUCUUCCAGUAUGACACUAUGGCAGUGAGCAUUAGGGGCGGGUCAGCCAUUGUUCCCAAAGCCAGGUUGAACUACAAUGGCGUGUCUUCCAGUAUACUGGCAGUGGAGGAUCCACAG
Messenger RNA from Ostreobium quekettii, 1512 nucleotides. The record is from the annotation of a GenBank genome assembly. Lineage: Eukaryota; Viridiplantae; Chlorophyta; Ulvophyceae; Bryopsidales; Ostreobiaceae.